This is a messenger RNA of Monomorium pharaonis (pharaoh ant), 861 nucleotides long. It is a transcript of the gene btn, whose product is annotated as homeobox protein Hox-B9a. Gene Ontology annotation, cellular component: nucleus. The annotation marks the transcript as partial. Gene Ontology annotation, molecular function: RNA polymerase II cis-regulatory region sequence-specific DNA binding; DNA-binding transcription factor activity, RNA polymerase II-specific. The record is from RefSeq and is a predicted model, not a curated record. The transcript has 4 exons. Gene Ontology annotation, biological process: positive regulation of transcription by RNA polymerase II. NCBI's taxonomy places the organism in Eukaryota, Metazoa, Arthropoda, Insecta, Hymenoptera, Formicidae.
UCGUGGUCAAAAGACACGAUUGCAAACAGCUAUCGGAUAUACGACGAUUUCGAAUUACCGCCGACACCGUCUCUUCAUAUGGAAGGGCAGAACGCGAGAUCAGCAACAGGUUGCGAGAUACCGUGGUACCACAGGUGGUCAUGGAGCAACCCGUCGAAUCCUUGCAGCGGAUUUGACAUUGCAACCGACGAAGCUCGUUUAAUUCCGCCGCCUUACAUCGUGAACUUCCUUCAAAGCACCGACAGCAAUCAAAAUUAUCGUGCAUGCAGAUGGGAACAAUAUUCUCAGCAAGAUGCCACAGAUUGUCAUCCGAUAAUUGAGCAAUUGAAUGGAAAGGAAGAUGUGAAGUCUUUGAGCAAAUCUGAAGAUUUAUUAUAUGAACAUAAUCAAGAUCGCCGUGUAACAACUACGACAAACCCGGGGACGACGAUUCGCACUUGGGAGAUGUCUCAUUUACAAAAUAUGGACCGCGAGUACGAAAAUAAGUAUCACUCAUGGCAGGAUUUGCAACAUAGUGAGAAUCAUAAGAAUUCAAUUUUUGGAGAAAAUACACAUCCGCAUCAACAAGAACGAGAAACAAUGAAAAAGACAAGCGAUAAGCCACGGAAAGAAAGAACGGCAUUUACAAAACAACAAGUUCGACAUCUUGAAUGCGAAUUCGCUCACAGUAAUUAUUUGACACGUUUGCGCCGCUACGAAAUUGCCGUAGCACUGGAUCUAACGGAACGUCAGGUGAAAGUGUGGUUUCAAAACAGACGUAUGAAGUGGAAGCGAACAAAAGGCAGCACGACAAACGUACAGGAAGCAACUGUUGCAUCGUGACAUAUAUUUCUUGAAAGUGUUAAUCAGUAGAUUCAGAUU